Rana temporaria (common frog) is the source of this 1193-nucleotide messenger RNA. Its product is annotated as ornithine decarboxylase 1-like. Gene Ontology annotation, molecular function: ornithine decarboxylase activity. The transcript is spliced from 7 exons. The record is from RefSeq and is a predicted model, not a curated record. Gene Ontology annotation, cellular component: cytoplasm. NCBI's taxonomy places the organism in Eukaryota, Metazoa, Chordata, Amphibia, Anura, Ranidae. The coding region runs from base 276 to 1178 and encodes 300 amino acids.
UGAGGGGAGUAGGAGACACAUUCCGUCCACACACGUCCGACUUCAGGACCAGCAGGAACACAGCACCCCCAGAUCCACAGCAGCAGAGCACAGCACCAAAGAAGGAUCCUUUGUUGGAAGUACGUUUUGUGCUAUCUGAGGGGCUUCUAUUUCACCGUACAACCACCUUUGGGGCAAGGUUGAGGCUCUUUUUGCAAUAAACGCCAUCUCCCGCCUAGUCUUCUCUUUUACAGUUUGUUGCAUUCUUCAUUAAUUGGGCUUGUGACUCCGAUAGAAUGAAUAGCUUUGACUUUAGCUUGCUUGAGGAAGGAUUCACUGCCCAGGACAUCCUGGAACAGAAAAUCAAUGAAGUUUCCUUGUCUGAUGACAAGGAUGCUUUUUAUGUAGCUGAUCUUGGUGACAUUGUAAAGAAACAUAUCCGGUGGCUUAAAGCACUUCCACGUGUAACACCAUUUUAUGCCGUUAAAUGUAACGACGGCAAAGCCAUUGUGAAGACAAUAGCCAAUUUGGGGGCAGGAUUUGAUUGUGCCAGCAAGGCUGAAAUUCAGCUUAUCCAGAACAUUGGUGUCCAACCAGAGAGAAUCAUUUAUGCCAACACAUGUAAACAAAUUUCAGAGAUAAAAUACGCAGCAAGCUGUGGUGUUGAGAAGAUGGCAUUUGAUAGCGAAGGGGAACUAAUGAAAGUGGCCAAGAAUCACCCCAAUGCCAAACUUGUGCUGCGAAUAGCAACAGAUGAAUCCAAGACUGUGUGUCAGCUCAGUAUGAAGUUUGGUGCCACUCUUAAAACAAGCAGGUUGCUUCUUGAGCGUGCUAAAGAAUUGAAUAUUGAUGUCAUUGGCGUAAGCUUCCAUGUUGGCAAGCACUGCAGAGACCCACAAACCUUUGUUCAAGCUAUAUCUGAUGCUCGCUGUGUCUUUGAUAUGGGAGCUGAACUUGGCUUCAACAUGCACUUACUUGACAUUGGUGGCGGCUUCCCUGGAUCCAAGAAUGCCAAGCUGAACUUCGAAGAGGUGAUAUCAGUGAUAAAUCUAGCCUUGGAUCAAUAUUUCCCUUCUGACUCAGGUGUGAAAAUUAUUGCAGAGCCUGGAAGAUACUAUGUGGCAUCUGCGUUUACACUGGCUGUCAAUGUUAUCGCUAAGAAAGUCAUGCUGACUGAACAGGGCUCUCAUGGUAUGUAAUGCACAUGAAUACAA